AGAAAGCAUGACGGAUUUUGAAGUUCAGUUGGAGCUCCAGCUCCCCUCUGACGACUCUCCGUCGGGACAACGUGCGCCCGGGGUCCUGCAGGAAGACGCGGGCGGCGACAGAGAGGCAGCCCGCAUGAUGGAGGCUCUCCAGAACACCGGACACGGAGAGGCGGAGGAGCCGCUGUCGCUCUUGUCUGCCGUUGCUCUGGCGCCACCUUGCGGUGAUAGCGUGAACUGCAGCACACACUGCGAGUCCUGCAGCUGUCUGGGGGUCAGACCGAGGGAGAGGAGCCUCCUGUCCAUGGAGCUGCAGCUCCAGUUCCUCCUGAGCAAAGCAGAUGACUUGCACGACUGGCUCGUCAACAGGCGGGGUCACCUCGAUAGAGAGGCUCUUGCUGCUGCAGUGCCAAGCUUCCUGUACACCUGUCAGCCUUACUUUAACCACCUGGAAGCCUCGAGCGCCGUGUCAGAGCACACCCAUCUGCCUUGUGACGUCUACACAAGGCGUGUGCAGCUGUUGGAAUUCUCUCAGCAGCUGUGUGACAGGUUGGAGCAACUGGUGUUGACCUACGGCAGCUAUAAUAUCCUUUGUCUGGACGAGACCAAGUCUAACAGUGUGUCUCACUUCUGCGUGGGUCAGAGUCGGCACGGCCCACUGAGGGUGACCGCCUUCCGCUACUGUAAGCCCACGGCGUACCUGGCCCAGGCCGACACCGGCCUCUACAAGCGCAUGCGCUGGAACGUGGAGAGACUCCGUGACGAGCGGCAGACGGAUGCCGAGUGUGAGGCGGGGGAGACGGACGGCGACACAGAGUAUUACUUCCUGUGCUACGAGGACAUCCCCAACGCACACGCAGACAUCCCCAAUGCACACGCAGACAGCCAAGGCGUCUCUCACGGCAGCGUGGUGAGGAUGUGGUCCAUCGGCCUGUGGGUGCAGGUGACCCCCAUCACAGAGGACAUCUACGAAUGGAUCAUGUGCGAGGUUCCUCUGGCCGACUAUCACAGGCUGUUGUACCUGGGCAGCGAAGAGCCGUCGAGCUGCUGCGCUUCAGACUACCUGCAGCAGCUGCUGUUGUCACACCAGACCCCGGAGUGACGGCGCCGAUGGCGCGCACGUGACUGCCGUCUCCGGGCCCGUCCCGAUGGUUUGGCACGAGGAAGGGCAGUGCGUGAAGAAGAAAAAAAAUCAACCGGACCGUUUGGAUCGCGAUCCUCAAAGCUGGUCAAGAAGCAGAUAUGAGUCACCGAGUUCUUGAGAGAUUCUAAAGGUCGAAGAUCUGGACGUCGGAGCAGAAACAGCCGAGCUGAAGUCACAGGACAGUGAAAUAUGUGAAGAUUUCUGCCUGAUGCGUUCAGGGCCUUUUUGAUUUUUCCAUAUUUAAAAGCUGUUCUUUGUAAUGCACUGUGGCCAGUGUUGGUUUCCAAAACAAUGUUUUAUAAUUGUCGUAGUUUUAUGCCGUGCACUGUGACGAGUCCGUUUGACUCCCGAUGUUUGCUGCACACUAUUGUCACUUUAAUUUGUUCAGUGUGUGAACUUGGAGAAGAUUUGAGAGAUUGUAUAUAUUUUGUUCCAUUCUUUUACAACAGUUCAACAUAUUUAAGUAUGCAUUUCAAAGAAGUUCAGAAACGUAAUUAAAAAAAAAAAUUUAUUUACAUGGAGCAUUGAAUUACACACAAUGACAGACGUCCUGUCUACCAGAGAGUUGAAAUGAACAUUUAUCGUGACAUUUUAAAAACAAGCUGCCAUGAUUUGGGCUCCUCCAGCAAGAGUUGCCCAUUUACUUCAGGUUCAUAAAGCCUUUUCAAUCAGCACUCAGAGGUCUCACUUUGUUUUUCAUAAAUUAAUAUUUAAAAUGUGAGAUUUAUCAUCUUUGAGCAAAAUGUCUGUUUACUCAGUUCAGUCUAGUGUUCAGUUUGACCUUGUAAUCGUUCAGCUCAUCAGUUCAUAAAGAAGGUCAUUUACUUCAGGAUCAAAUCUACCAUUUAAAACCAACAUCCUUCAUUCAAUAAAAAUCUAUAUAUGACUCUUAAAAGGGAUUCUAUGCUUCUAAAUCUCUAAAGUACAAAAGUAAAGUGGAGUUUCCUUUCAUUACAGUGAACAGUCUUUUGAAACAAUGUACACACGCUUACAAAAUCACCACACGGACACGUUUAAGAAAGCACAAUUAAAAAGUCCAGCUUCAUAAAAAAAACAAAUGCAGAGAGCAUAAUGCGUCCGACCUGGGGAAGCAGACAGAGGUAAACACCCGCCUGCUGCACAUGGGCUGCGAUAAGAGAACGGACCGAUUAGUAGGCGAUGUUCCUGGAACCAAGAGAGGGGAAGGGGUCAAAGGUUAAAGCACCGGAUGUAGAUUCCUACUGCUUUCAAUUCAGUUACUAACCAAAAACCAGCCCGCGUGCCACUGGGCCCUCCAUUUAGAUUUACAGUCCGGUCGGAAAUCUACUGACUCCCAGAAAUGUCCUCUUUAAACCCGUGAGGUCACAGCGAGGCGACUGCCUUUAAAAAAACGCUGACUGACGAAACGCACAGAACCCAGACAGCACCCCGACUUCACCGUUUACAACACGCAGUUUAUACCAGAAUGAACCCAACCUCAAGUCACACAAUAAAAGGGAACCCUGACCUUCGGCGGCGAAGCAGUUGAACCCCAUCGAGUUGGUCUUCGAAUGUAAAGUCUGUGGAGACUACUGCAGUGUAGGAGGCCCCGUUUGAUAAUCGCCUGUCAUCCCCAACAGAUCUAUCAUGUGAGCAUGCGACUCGAAGGGGGACUGCACACAUGGCUCCAGAGCAGUGGCCAGAGGGGGGGGGGGGGGCGCUGGAACGACACGGCUGUGGCCUCAGUAGUUUGCAAAUACGUCAUCGCCGAUAAACAUUUAGAUUGGUACGAAUGUACCAGACUGAACCGGACCAAGUGCAAUCUCAGAAUCUUUCCUGACUUUUCAGUAGCGUGACAUCUCCAGUGCAUUCUCAUUUUAAAAUAACGUGAUAAGGAGCUUCCAUUUAAAAAAAAAAAGGGUUACAGGUGAGGAAUAUAAAGACGUAAAAACAACCAAAACUCAGUUUACGUUCGAGUGAUAGAGGCCAUUCGGCCCCAUCGUGUGUGUGUGUGUGUGCACAGAUCAGGCGCAGAUCCAACCCAUUAGCCAGUAGCAGUGUGCAUCACAGGAUACGGUCAAUAUUCAUAUGGUUACAGGUGCAAGUUUAAAGGAUUGAACUAUAACUUUGUAGUUUGUGUGCCUGACGCCGUGUGAGAGGGGAACAGCUUCAGUGCUUUGUCACGUUUGCGUUGCCUUGUGUGUUUGUGGCAGAGCUAAGAAUGUAAGUUAUUCACCAGCACCGGGACUUUCUUUCCCCGGGUACAGACUCACGGGCAGCGCUGCAGGUGCUGGACUGACCCGACUUACCUGGAAUGCAACCAUGAUCCAAUCUUUGGCUUUUCCAUGUCCCAAAACAAACCCAUCCACUCUGUCGGUCGUGGUAGCUACACCCGAGGGCCUUGAUUCAGGGCAAGAAGUGUCGUUUACCUUUUUUUGCUUCCAUAAACAGCACGGGACCAACAGCCACCGAUUGGACUGCAGCAUCAAGCAGUCCCACCCGUGUUGUGUGCGCUCGUUUGUUUAAACAG
Molecule: messenger RNA, 3620 nt
Organism: Pseudoliparis swirei
Lineage: Eukaryota; Metazoa; Chordata; Actinopteri; Perciformes; Liparidae
Gene: c24h19orf67
Product: chromosome 24 C19orf67 homolog
Exons: 7
Coding region: 8-1090 (360 amino acids)
Source: RefSeq, a predicted model, not a curated record